Messenger RNA from Nothobranchius furzeri (turquoise killifish), 2590 nucleotides. RefSeq names its product follistatin-related protein 1. Gene Ontology annotation, biological process: multicellular organism development; regulation of BMP signaling pathway; cell differentiation. The record is from RefSeq and is a predicted model, not a curated record. Gene Ontology annotation, molecular function: protein binding; calcium ion binding. NCBI's taxonomy places the organism in Eukaryota, Metazoa, Chordata, Actinopteri, Cyprinodontiformes, Nothobranchiidae.
AAUAUUUACAUCGUAUUACAGCAGCAAAUAGUCCAAUAACACUUUACUGUUAGAAUAUAAAAUUUGAAUGAUCCGAUGGUCUAUUUCCUUUCCAGAUGUUGACCAUCUCUGUCCUCCUGGUGCCUUUACUCCUCUAUUCUCCUGCAUCCUCCUCUCCUCUAGUGAAGGAUGAGGGGGUGUGUGCUAGGACUUUCUGCGGUGCAGGUAGAGAGUGUGUAUCGACCAACAGAGGAGAGCCGGUGUGUCGCUGUUUGCAGCAUUGUGAUGAAUCAGAACACUGGGUGUGUGGCAGCAAUAAUAAAUCCUACAGGAAUCACUGUGAGCUGCACAGAGACGCCUGCAACACCCAAACAAAGGUCCAUGUGGAGCACCGAGGACGCUGUGUGGAUGAACUGACAAAAACAAAUGUGAGCCCCAUCGUGUGCUUCCUGUCCGAUCGUGACUGGUUGAGAGAAAAGGUGAUCCAGUGGAUUCAGUCAGAAAUGGAAUCAGAUCUUCUGGUCUUAAAAGCAUCAUUAUCCAGCAAUGUUCUGCAAAUGUACUUCCAGACCUAUGAUAAUGGGGAUUCUCAGCUUAAUUCUAAAGAGUUCCUACACUUCCUGAGUCAUAAUGAGACUGCUCUGAACCUGACGUACUCUGAUGCUCUCGAGACAAACCUGUUGCUCAGGUCUCUGUGUGCUGAUGCUUUAAUUGAGUUGUCAGAUGAAAAUGCAGACUGGAAACUGAGUUUUAAUGAGUUCACCAACUGCCUGACACCAACUUAUCACCCACCAGAGAGACAGUGUGCCCUGGAGGAAGAAGUCUUUGAGGAUGGAGCUGAAGCUCAGAAAGAGUGUAACAAAUGUGUGUGUGCUUGUGGUAACUGGGUCUGCACCGCUCUGACCUGCAAUGGAGAGUAUGAAGUAAAGGAGGAUGUUUCUGUUGAAGAAGAAGAAGAAGAAGAAGAAGAAAUGACAGAGGAAGAGUGGAGCCGGAGAGUGGCUGAGCUCAAUGCUGCACAGGUUGAUUUUUAUUCAAGCGCACUUACAAAAUGUUUACUUUCAGCACAUUUUAUUGUGAUUGAUUAAUUUUGACGAGGUUUUUAAACCAAGUUGUUUCCUCAAAAAGACUCUUUGUUUCAGUUUCUGUAGGAGAUCAUUACCAUGGAAACAUGAGAUGACCGCUAAAUCAUCCAAUCAGCAAUUGAUUGAUCACAGAAACAAGUCUUAGCUUUAUUUGAUAUAUUCUUGUCUUCUUAGCUGUUAUAAUUGCAAUAAAUAUUGUAUGUAUGUUUUAUUAGCCUAAUUUGUGUUAUUUAAGCAUUUGUAAACCAACACAAUGCAAACAAAUAAAAUAUUUUUGAUCAUGUUUUUUGAAAAAUGUUUGCUUUAGAAUAAUGGAUUUUCUUUUAGCUGAGUUAUUUUUGCUCUAAAGCUUAAGUACUAAAGGUGAAACUUAUUCAGUUUUGAGAUUACCUAAAACAAUUUAGUUAUAGAACUGCUAAAACCCAACACUGUUACUGGUGUUGAAAAAGCAAACUUGGUUAAAUGUUAAAUCAAUCAAUAAGGUCUCCAGACAGACUCCUCCCCUCUCAUAGAAAGACACGCCCCCUCAAUGUAAUUGGUCAUCGCAGUGACAAUAUUGCGGUCCUCCCCUGUGGUUUGGAGCGGUUGGUUUGGUCCGUAGUAGAAGCUGCCAGCCUGGAAUGAUCCACUGUGGCUCAGUGAAGGGGGCAUGGUUGGAGGAGAUGACAGGUAGGUGGAGCUAUAAGGGGUUGGAUGGGUGGAGUAGGCAGGCAAGUGGUGCACCCUGGGAGCUGAAGCAAAUGUGGAUGUCAAAUGAGUGACUUGACCAAGAAAUGAUGGCUCAUUGGUCCACACAGAGGGGGCGAAGGGUCUACAAUCUGAGGGGGAAAUCAUGCACAAAAAUGUCAUUUAAUAAAAGAGUAUUCAGCUGCAUCUCUUGAUCUUCAUCAGUGAACUCAUUUUCAGUUAACUUAUUUAUAACUCCAGAACAUAUUAUUCAAAGAACACCUUUCCUCUCUUACCCGAUGAAGUAGUGCACACUCCAGAUUUCAGCUCCUUCUGUCUCUGUCCUAAGAAGAAAAUCCAUGUGAGUCACAGACGACCACAGAUUUGACCACAGACGUAUUGUUUUAAAGUAACUAACGUCUUGGAAGCCGAGGUCCGUCUACAGUAAUCUUAAUGGCUCGCUGUAAAGUGGCAAUCUGAGGAGGUGAGGUCAUCACAUUUAUAGUCAGGGUGAAAGUUUUACCUGAAAACCAUCAAGCAUCAAUAAAAAGAUAUCAGAAAUAGUUUAAAGUAAAUUUCAGUAACAAAGUUUACUUUUAGCUCAUUUUCUCUACUUUCCACAACAGCAUUCCAUGUUUUAUCUCCACCUUGAGCCUCUUGAAUGGUUCAGUUAGUCAUUUCAGUCAAUCAAAAAUUUUCAUCAGGGGCAUUGUCAGCGUAAAAAACAUCAAAGAUGGCUGUUCUCAUCCAGGAAGUGACAAUGAAACUUAAUAAUAGGAAAUAAGAUGGAAGAGAGGAACAGGUGUAUCAGGGGUAUAUUGAGUACCUCUGCCGCUGCGCCCUAUGAAGCGGAGGUCAUU